This is a messenger RNA of Linum trigynum, 1409 nucleotides long. The record is from the annotation of a GenBank genome assembly. Lineage: Eukaryota; Viridiplantae; Streptophyta; Magnoliopsida; Malpighiales; Linaceae.
UUGGAAGGCACAGAAAUAUUUGGUAAACACACACAAAAAAAAAAAAAAACCAUAACCUUUGUGGUUUACCAAACACAUAGUGUAGACUAAGCCCCCAAAAAAAAAACCUUGUUUGUUUUUUUCUCUUCCUCUCUUGUUAUCUUCAUAGUAAGAAUGUCGUGGGGAGUGAUGGAGGGACAUUUUGGAUGGGGAAGCUGCAGCAGCAAUGGUGCUGCAACUGUGGUUGAAGAAGCUGCAGCAGCUGCUGGGUGGAGAAAGGGGCCGUGGACCGCCGAAGAAGACAAGCUGCUGAUCGAGUAUGUGAAGCUGCAUGGCGAAGGGCGAUGGAACUCUGUCUCCAGGCUUGCAGGACUGAAGAGGAAUGGGAAGAGUUGCAGGCUGAGGUGGGUGAAUUACCUGAGGCCAGACCUGAAGAGAGGACAGAUCACUCCACAGGAAGAGACCAUUAUUGUGGAGCUCCAUGCUAGGUGGGGGAACAGGUGGUCCACUAUAGCUCGGAGCCUGCCAGGAAGAACGGACAACGAGAUCAAGAACUAUUGGCGAACCCACUUCAAGAAAAAGACCAAAGUGCCCCUCCUCGACACCUCCGAGAAGGCCAGGAACCGCCUCCUGAAGCGGCAGCAGUUCCACCAGCAGCAGAAGGAGCAGCAGCAGUUGCACCAGCACCAGCACCAGCAACAACAGCAACAGCUGCUGUGGCAGCUGAACCAGCUGGACAUGAAAAAAAUCAUGUCCUUGCUGGACGACACCUCCGACUACCCCGCCGCCGCCAUGGCUCAGUUCAGCGGCAGGCAGGAUCAGGUCGCCGUCGCCGCCGCCAGUAGCAGCAGCAACGGUAAUACAGCUCAUCAUGUUUACCCUAACGGCGGGGAUCAUUUCUUUAGCAACGGCAUGUUCAGCGUCGUUAAUGAUGAUGAUAAUAAUAAUAAAGCACCGGCGGCAGAGGCGGCGUCGAGCGAUGAAGUGGGUCUGUGGGAGGAGGGGCUGUGGAGCCUGGAGGACUUCCACGUGGCGGUGGCUACUGGCAGAGUCCCCAACUUGGUUGCACCUUUUUGUUGACUUUGUUGGCUUAAUUAAUCAUCCAACGAUCGAGGCAACAACGGAAUGCAGCUAUAUAUAGCGGUGUUUAUAUAUAUAUAUAUAAUCUGCCCGGCCGGCCGGCCAAUAAACUCGAUCGAUCGUCUUCAUGUGUCAUUUUUGUUUCCUUGCUCCAUUCCAUGGUGGUUUAGACCAACCAAAAAAUCGGGUGGGGAGCUCCUAAAAGGUGGAGCUUUUGUCUUGGUGCAGAAACAGUUGUUCAUUAAUUGCAAGCUGUAAAACUCUCGUUUCCAUCUGCUACAAAAAGUCGGUCGUUUCCAUUUCAACCAUGACUUAUGACGAUGGACGAAUGAUAAAUCGAAAAUUGUACC